Molecule: messenger RNA, 9472 nt
Organism: Myotis daubentonii (Daubenton's bat)
Lineage: Eukaryota; Metazoa; Chordata; Mammalia; Chiroptera; Vespertilionidae
Gene: TNKS
Product: tankyrase
Molecular function (GO): NAD+ poly-ADP-ribosyltransferase activity; protein binding
Source: RefSeq, a predicted model, not a curated record
GCGGGCUGUGGGGCCGUUGCCGCAGUGACAGUGCUGGGGGAGUCCGAAGAUGGCGGCGUCGCGUCGCUCUCAGCAUCAUCACCACCAUCAUCAACAGCAGCUCCAGCCCGCCCCGGGGGCUUCGGCGCCGCCGCCACCUCCUCCCCCACCACUCAGCCCGGGCCUGGCCCCGGGGACCACCCCAGCCUCUCCCACGGCGGGCGGCCUGGCCCCCUUCGCCUCCCCGCGGCACGGCCUAGCGCUGCCAGAGGGGGAUGGCAGUCGGGAUCCGCCCGACAGGCCCCGAUCCCCGGACCCGGUGGACAGUACCAGCUGUUGCAGUACCACCAGCACAAUCUGUACCGUCGCCACCGCUCCCGUGGUACCGGGGGUUUCCGCUUCAUCUGCCGUCGGGGUUCCUCCCAACCCGGCCGGCGGUGGCAGCAAUAAUUCACCGUCGUCCUCUUCUUCCCCAACUUCUUCCUCCUCUUCCUCUCCGUCGUCCCCGGGAUCGAGCUUGGCGGACAGCCCCGAGGCGGCGGGAGUUAGCCCCGCAGCCGCACUGGGGCCGGGGUCCGCGGGGCCGGGUCCCGGGGUCCCGGCCGUGAGCGGGGCCCUCCGGGAGCUGCUGGAGGCCUGCCGCAAUGGGGACGUGUCCCGGGUGAAGCGGCUGGUGGACGCGGCCAACGUGAACGCCAAGGACAUGGCCGGCCGGAAAUCGUCUCCCCUGCACUUCGCCGCAGGUUUUGGAAGGAAGGAUGUCGUAGAACAUUUGCUCCAGAUGGGCGCUAAUGUCCAUGCUCGUGAUGAUGGAGGUCUCAUCCCACUUCAUAAUGCCUGUUCUUUUGGCCAUGCGGAGGUUGUGAGUCUGUUAUUGUGCCAAGGAGCCGAUCCAAAUGCCAGGGAUAACUGGAACUAUACCCCUCUGCAUGAAGCUGCUAUUAAAGGGAAAAUCGAUGUAUGCAUUGUGCUGCUGCAGCACGGAGCAGAUCCAAACAUUCGGAACACUGAUGGGAAAUCAGCCCUGGACCUGGCAGAUCCUUCAGCAAAAGCUGUUCUUACAGGUGAAUACAAGAAAGACGAACUCCUAGAAGCUGCUAGGAGCGGUAAUGAAGAAAAACUAAUGGCUUUACUGACUCCUCUCAAUGUGAAUUGCCAUGCAAGUGAUGGACGAAAGUCGACGCCCUUACAUCUUGCCGCAGGCUACAACAGAGUUCGGAUAGUUCAGCUGCUGCUUCAGCACGGUGCUGAUGUUCAUGCAAAAGACAAAGGUGGACUUGUGCCUCUUCAUAAUGCAUGUUCAUAUGGACAUUAUGAAGUCACAGAACUGCUACUAAAGCAUGGGGCCUGUGUUAAUGCCAUGGAUCUCUGGCAGUUCACUCCUCUGCAUGAGGCUGCUUCCAAGAAUCGUGUAGAAGUCUGCUCUCUGUUGCUUAGCCAUGGUGCUGAUCCUACACUGGUCAAUUGCCAUGGGAAAAGUGCUGUGGAUAUGGCGCCAACUCCUGAGCUCCGGGAGAGAUUGACUUAUGAAUUUAAAGGUCAUUCUUUACUGCAAGCAGCCAGAGAAGCAGACCUAGCCAAAGUUAAAAAAACACUUGCCUUGGAAAUCAUUAAUUUCAAACAACCACAGUCUCAUGAAACUGCACUGCACUGUGCUGUGGCCUCCCUGCAUCCCAAACGAAAGCAAGUGACAGAAUUGUUACUUAGAAAAGGAGCAAAUGUUAAUGAAAAAAAUAAAGAUUUCAUGACUCCACUGCAUGUUGCGGCAGAAAGAGCUCACAAUGAUGUCAUGGAAGUUCUGCAUAAGCACGGAGCAAAGAUGAAUGCGCUGGACACUCUUGGUCAGACUGCUUUGCAUAGAGCUGCCCUCGCAGGUCACCUGCAGACCUGCCGCCUCCUGCUGAGUUAUGGCUCUGACCCCUCCAUCAUCUCCUUACAAGGCUUUACUGCAGCGCAGAUGGGAAACGAAGCAGUGCAGCAGAUCCUGAGUGAAAGUACACCUAUGCGUACUUCUGAUGUUGACUAUCGACUCUUAGAGGCAUCUAAAGCUGGAGACUUGGAAACUGUGAAGCAACUUUGCAGCCCUCAAAAUGUGAAUUGCCGAGAUUUAGAGGGUCGGCAUUCUACACCCUUACACUUUGCGGCAGGCUAUAAUCGUGUGUCUGUUGUGGAGUACCUUCUACACCACGGUGCCGACGUCCAUGCCAAAGACAAAGGUGGCCUGGUGCCCCUUCAUAAUGCUUGUUCAUAUGGACACUAUGAAGUAGCUGAGCUUUUAGUAAGGCAUGGGGCUUCUGUCAAUGUGGCGGACUUAUGGAAAUUUACCCCUCUCCAUGAAGCAGCAGCUAAAGGAAAAUAUGAAAUCUGCAAGCUCCUUUUAAAACAUGGAGCAGAUCCAACUAAAAAGAACAGAGAUGGAAAUACACCUUUAGAUUUGGUUAAAGAAGGAGACACGGAUAUUCAGGACUUACUGAGAGGAGAUGCUGCCUUGUUGGAUGCUGCCAAGAAGGGCUGCCUGGCAAGAGUGCAAAAGCUCUGCACCCCAGAGAAUAUCAACUGCAGGGACACCCAGGGUAGAAACUCAACCCCUCUGCACCUGGCAGCCGGCUACAAUAACCUGGAAGUAGCAGAAUAUCUUCUAGAGCAUGGAGCAGAUGUUAAUGCCCAAGACAAAGGUGGCUUAAUUCCUCUUCAUAAUGCAGCAUCCUAUGGGCAUGUGGACAUAGCAGCAUUAUUGAUAAAAUACAACACAUGUGUAAAUGCAACAGAUAAGUGGGCUUUUACUCCUCUUCAUGAAGCAGCCCAAAAAGGAAGGACCCAGUUAUGUGCCCUCCUCCUAGCACAUGGAGCAGAUCCAACUAUGAAGAACCAAGAAGGUCAGACACCUUUAGAUUUGGCAACAGCUGAUGAUAUCAGAGCUUUGCUGAUAGAUGCCAUGCCCCCAGAGGCCUUACCUACCUGUUUUAAACCUCAGGCCACCGUAGUGAGUGCCUCUCUCAUCUCACCAGCAUCCACCCCCUCCUGCCUGUCCGCUGCCAGCAGCAUAGAUAACCUCACUGUCCCUUUAGCGGAAUUGGCAGUAGGAGGGGCAUCCAACACGGGGGAUGGUGCAGCAGGCACAGAAAGGAAGGAAGGAGAAGUUGCGGGUCUUGACAUGAAUAUCAGCCAAUUUCUAAAAAGCCUUGGUCUUGAACACCUUCGGGACAUCUUUGAAACAGAACAGAUUACCCUAGAUGUAUUGGCUGAUAUGGGUCAUGAAGAGUUGAAAGAAAUAGGCAUCAAUGCAUAUGGACACCGCCAUAAACUAAUCAAAGGAGUAGAAAGACUCUUAGGUGGACAACAAGGCACCAACCCUUAUUUGACUUUUCACUGUGUUAAUCAGGGAACUAUUUUGCUGGAUCUUGCUCCAGAGGAUAAGGAAUAUCAGUCAGUAGAAGAAGAGAUGCAAAGUACGAUUCGAGAACACAGAGAUGGUGGUAAUGCCGGCGGCAUCUUCAACAGAUACAAUGUCAUUCGAAUUCAAAAAGUUGUCAACAAGAAGUUGAGGGAACGAUUCUGUCACAGACAAAAGGAAGUGUCUGAAGAGAAUCACAACCAUCACAAUGAGCGCAUGUUAUUUCAUGGUUCUCCUUUCAUUAAUGCCAUUAUUCAUAAAGGAUUUGAUGAGCGACAUGCAUAUAUAGGAGGAAUGUUUGGUGCUGGGAUUUAUUUUGCUGAAAACUCCUCUAAAAGCAACCAGUAUGUUUAUGGGAUUGGAGGAGGAACAGGUUGCCCCACGCACAAAGAUCGGUCAUGUUAUAUAUGCCACAGACAAAUGCUUUUCUGUCGAGUGACCCUUGGAAAAUCCUUUCUGCAAUUCAGCACCAUGAAAAUGGCUCAUGCCCCUCCAGGACAUCACUCAGUGAUUGGGAGACCAAGUGUGAAUGGGCUGGCGUACGCCGAAUACGUCAUCUACAGAGGAGAACAGGCAUACCCCGAGUAUCUCAUCACGUACCAGAUCAUGAAGCCGGAAGCUCCUUCACAGACUGCAACCGCCGCGGAGCAGAAGACCUAGUGAAUGCCCCCUGGGAAAGCCAGAUCAGAUUGAAACCUAGGACUGGACUCGAAUGGACUGUUUCCAACAAAACCAACAUUCUAUAAAUCCCUGACAGCCUAGAAAAGCUGUUUGUCGUUACGAAGCAUUGCUAUAGUGAUGGAUAUAGUAUGAGUAACUGAUACAUACUCAACUGCUGCUGUUCCCUUUGAGGAAAUGUUUACAGGGGCGGCCUUUUAAUAUAUCUCAGGCUCACUUUCAUUGCAGUUAUCCAUUUCUAAAAUAAGAUUGCUUUGAUCUAGACUUGGAAAUGGAAAAGAAGAAAACAUAACCAGUAUGUUCCCAAAUGUUCACAAUUCACACACUACAUUUGCUUUGUUAUAUAUGGCAUUUAUAUAACAAGUACGCACACCCUGGCUCAUUCUUAGUUUUUUCUAAACAGGCGUCAUUGGCUUUUUUUUUUUUUCUUACUUUGAUCAUAAGCUGGAGCCUCUUGAUGAUGUCUUGCACAAAGUCACACUGACUAAAAUCAUUAGCAAUGCACCCUAAGCUUCUGGCUGAACAAGACUAGUCUCCACUUUUCUCACUCUGAUUUAUUUUAUAUGUGUACUGCUUAUAAACAUAAAUUGAGAUGGAAAGGGAAAACAUCAGAUUUCAGUCCUUUUAUUGAUUGGCCAGUCUUACAAGGGAAAGGCACAAACAUCAGCCUGGCUUGGAGCUCCCAAGGUGAGAAGCAGAGGGUGAGAGCCUGCUGUCUCCAGUACCAGCUUCAGAGGCCUCAGGACCUGCUGGGACCCACCGGAGCGCAGCCAGGGAAGGGGCGCUGCCAUCAAGCCUGGAGGUGAGACAACCAGGGAGGGCUGGGAAGGAGAAGCCGCUUCCUUCCGUACGGGGAGCCUGUGGUUCUGGGCUGUUGAAGCAGAAAGGGACUGCGGGGACGCCUCAGAGAAAAAAUCCUCAUUUAAUCCGCACCACCAGAAUCGUUGCUCCAGACAGCUGCCUUAUCCAAAUUCUGUCAAAAUAUUGUGCUUCAUUGGAGUCACAGAAAUAUCACUUAUUGUUUCUCUAUGUUAGAAAGCUAGGGUUUAAAUCCUAUUUAGCAGAUAAAUAGGCACAAAUGCAAGGACUUUUUUGUUUACUCAAGAUUUGGCGCUUAUUUUGAGUGAUGUUCUUCAGAUAGUUUAGAUAGGUCCCUGCACUAAAUUUUAGAGUGGUUUCUUCAAACAUCUUAUAGACAAGGAGAACAAAAACUUGAAACCAAAGCUCUUUCAGUUAUUUUCUUAAUGAAGAUGGAGAAAUACCAUACUGUUACUUCAUGAAAUUACUACUUUGUUUAGCUUGUUUAAUCAACAUUUGCUAAGUGCACAUAGACAUUUAUGAAAAAUUAGACAUUAUAGUUCUUACGCUCGCCCUUUUCACUUAACUGAACAUCGAAUGAGUGCAUUGGUUUAUUACUUUCACAUGCUGUGCACCUACUCAGCUUUGAAGCAAAGUAAUAUGUGGUAAAGAAAAGGAAAAACAGGGUGGCACAGACUUGCCAUUUCAACUUAAAGUCCUGAAAACUAAUUUGUUUUUUAAUGCAGGCUGAUUAAGCUGUGACCUCAUUUAAUUGCCUAAAGAAAAAUAAAAUAGUUACAUGCAAAAUUCCUAGAAUGGCGCUUAAAAUAUACAUUUCACUUUCUCUCUGGCUUGAGUCCAUUGCUAGAACUAGGCACUGGGCAUUAGUUUGAAUUUUCUAGCUCAAAAUUAAAUCAAGAAUUAGCCUCCGUUUUUGCUACUGAUCAAGUUUCAGUGUGUGUCUUGGCUCCUUAUUUAAUAGCCCUAGAAUUCCAUAUGGAGCUUUGAAGUUCGAUAUUCAUUAAGAGGGCUUUCUCCCCCUGCCCCCUUUUCCUUCUGUUUUUCUGUGUAACAGUGGGUUGGUGAAAUUGGCAUCCGUGUAGUUUUCAGUAGCUGUGAAAGUGUAUAUUACCUCCCCACUUAGACAUAGUUUAAAAUGGUAAACACAGCUGUGAUCUUUAGUUAAGUAAAAGGGUUAAUAUGGUAUAGAUAUCGAAAGCUUUAUAGCUUUGAAAAAAAGGCCAUUACCCGACUGUGGUUGUAUGUCGUUUCCAUCAUGCUAACUGGAUUAAUGGAUGUGCCAGUUUUAAACUUCAGCCUUACACUUAAGAAGUUAAACUGUGGUUCAGUAUUUAAACUGCCGAUGUUAUGUAUCGUCUGUUCCGUGUGCCAAGUAAAGGUACCAUGUAAGGGAGACAUUUGCAGUGCUUCUUGUCUUGUAAUGAUUCAAGUAUAUAGUAGUUCUUGGAAGAAGGUGUACAUAUUAUUCAUCUGCUAAAGAGAAUGGGUUCAUUAACAUCUCACAGGAACCAAAUACAUGUCUUCACAACUUGAAAACCAAAGGUCAUCAUGAGUGAACUCAAAUUAGCAAAAGUCAGUUACAUUUGGGCUUCCCAUCUAGAACUGUGAAAACCCUCUGGGAUGUAAAAGCAUGGCGUUGAACUAGGCUGAAGUCCACUUAGGUUCUUGUAUACGUACCUGCUCUACAGAAACACUAGCAAGCUGAGGACUUCCAGCAUGGCCUCCCCUGAACUGGCCGCUCUGUUACGCAAACAAUGAGAGGGAGAAUCUGGACACCAUCAGCUCUGUUGCAGUGCUGACGGUACGAGGCAUGGCCAGCCUGGAUGCUGGAGGCAGACAGGUUAAGUGCUCUGGACUGGACUCUUUCUCCCUCUGCUUGGCCUCCCCUUUUCCCCAGGCUGCUCGUCUGGAAUUAUAGAUAGCGCCAGCAGUUACCUUUGACUCCACUCAUUUUCUUCCUGUCUUCAUUUUGAAUCUUGCAAAAGGAGACUGUACCUUUCUGUCUCCAUAUCACACCCAGACCCAGGUGUUCGGCCUGCUACUUCGUUAAACAAAUGACAGUAUGGAACCCAGAGUUUUAAUUCUAUGCCUGCAAAAUAACAGCAGUACAACCAGGAUUUUUACUGACCUUUUCCUACUUGGAAUGUAGAGUUUCUAGCUUUUCAAUAACAUAAAUAGAAUAAACAUCAUUGGGAUGUUUCCAUGAAACAGCGUCCUCGUGUUCAUUUGAGCUUGAUGUUGGAGGCUAGACUAAUUUCUCCUUGCUCUCAGUGCAUUGAUAAGACACUGAGAAAUGCCUGAAUGUGGCAAAUAGAGUAACACCGAUUAAUAUUCUAUUAUUACAGCCUUUAUACAAAAACAAACAAAACUUGGCGUACUCUGGAAGAACAGCGUGAGAAUGCAGUGAGCUGCCUGGGUUUUUCUGUUUCAUACAUCUCCCAAUUGCACAAUGGUUUUAUUGGAUGUCACGCACCUUCUUUUUAAACAUGUGCACUCUCUAGAUUUCUGUAAACUCUUUGAAACAGGAAUGGUGUGUAUUUUAAGCACCUUUUCCCAGUGUGUCCAGACCCCAUUUGUAUGAUAAUCUGUGAUAAACUGCCUUCUUACCAAAAAUGCCCAUGGCGUGACAGUUUUCUUUUGGGCUGAUAUAUUGCAUAGUGAAAGAGAUUUUUAGUCAUUCAGGGAACACUAAAAACCGACAUUAAUACAGGGUUUCAUGUGUCAAAAAUUUAUUUCAAGACUAAAGUUAAACUUGUUUGAUGUCAAAUCAGUGACAGAGGAACGAAAAGAAAGUAAUUGUGAAGACAAUGUUUGAGCUUUGGUUGGGCACAUCUAGUGAGCAACAAGGAAAUGCAUUUUUUUAAAAACCACCCUUCAAGGUGAGGCUUCUUCAGACACUUUGUGGAUUCUGAAAUUAAUAUACAAUUAAAUAUUUCUUACGAAAGCCUUAACUAUGGCAGAAACUUUUAAACCUUUUAUAUCCUAAUAAAAAGUUGGAAUUCAUUUCUUGGUGUUUGAAAGGUGUCAGUGAGUGGCUAUGUCUCUGUGUAUCUCACACCUGUUAGGCUUAUGUGAUGAGGGUAUAUUUCAUAGGUCAUGCUCCCUUCCAUGCAGAGAGCUAAUACAAUCAGCCCAUUUCAGUUUCUUUAUGUCGGAAAUCCUCCAGUUGCCAAAUCAUCUGGUUUGGAGAAAUGUAGAAAGAUUUCAGAACUUGCUGAGUUUUGUGUAUGUGGGAAAUACAGCAACAACUCACAAAGCGAUACCCUGUAGAAUUUCAGUGUUGCACAAGCUGUUUUUCAGUCAUUUUAAAACAUAAACCAUGGUGACACGUGAAGAGCAGUAGGAAGCUAAAGAUUCCCUAUACUUUCUAAGACCAGAUAUGCUUGUGUGUGAUGGUUCUGUGCAUCCGCCAUGGGCCUGCCUCCUUUGAAACAGCAUUCACACUGGAGAGAUGGCUGCAUUUCGGCUCUAUUUUCUGUUUUACACUUUCACAUCUCCACACCCCACCCUGCUACCCAUCUUUUCCAACGGAUUUCUCAUUCUCCAGAAUUCAGAUGGUUUUGUUAUUUUUUUUAUCUGUCUGCCUAUUUCUGCAGACAACCCUGAAAGCAUUUGCAGAGAAAUGCAGUUAAACUCUGACAGUGGGGUCCCUUACACACUCCUUGCCCCUCCCAUGGUUCAGGAUAAAAAAGCUGGAAAACACAACAGUAAAAAUUAGAAAGGAACCCAAAUCUGCAAGGCUAACAGCCUAGAGCUAGAAGAUGACCUUGACUAUAUAACCCUUUUAUUCAUUAUACGAAAUAUUUAAACUCUUCAUGUGCAUAUAUGCCUGCUUCUGCUGCCAUUGUUUCAAGUUCAUCCUGUCUUUGUGAUAGUAGUGUUUGUCUUUGAUACCUACAGACUAAAAGGUACUUUUUCAACAAGGUUUCUCAAAAACAUUUACAAAACCAGCCGGGAGGAAAUCGACAAUAUUUCCCGGCGACCGCAUUUAGCGAAGUGCUUGUGUUUUCUCCUGGUGUCGUGCUCUGUGUGGUGCCAGUGGAGUCACUCUGGUUCCCUGUUGGUGUAGUUUUAUUUUGUCUGUGUGACCCACUGUGGCAAGGGUUUCGGUCCCCUCCCCUUUCUUCUCUGCAUUUGUCUAUCUGUAGGAUUGCCAGAGAGAAUACAAGACACCCAGUUAAAUUUAUAUUUCAGGUAAAUAAUUUUUUAGCUUACCUAUGUUUGGUGCGUUACUUGCCAUAUAUUUACAGUAAAAAUAUUCUUUAUUAUUUAUUUGAAAUUCAAAUUUAACUGAGCAUCCUGGUUUUUUUGCUUUGUUGUGUUUUCUUUUACUAAAUCUGGCAACCCUAUCGAUUUGGUCAUGGAAGAUGGCUUACAGCAUGUAAUUCUAGCCUUCACUUUCUUUCACGUGGAAUGGAAGACCUUUUCUCCGUCCCCCUCUACUUUCCAAAAGAGGGCAGCAAGGAGCUAACCUGCCUGCGUGGUGGGUUCCUAUUUAAGGCAUCUUUAUGAUUGUAUUUAACCUGUAAUCGUGCUUUGGCUAAAUGUCUAACUUACAGUACUUGUAAUUGUUUAAUAUUCAAUAAAAACAUUUUUCAAAUA